Xiphias gladius (swordfish) is the source of this 583-nucleotide messenger RNA. It is a transcript of the gene mrpl52, whose product is annotated as mitochondrial ribosomal protein L52. Gene Ontology annotation, cellular component: mitochondrial large ribosomal subunit. Lineage: Eukaryota; Metazoa; Chordata; Actinopteri; Istiophoriformes; Xiphiidae. Bases 53 to 442 code for a protein of 129 amino acids. The transcript is spliced from 5 exons. Gene Ontology annotation, biological process: mitochondrial translation. Gene Ontology annotation, molecular function: structural constituent of ribosome. The record is from RefSeq and is a predicted model, not a curated record.
ACACAGUAUCUUUAGCACCACCUGGUGGUCAACACUGAAUACCGCAGACAGCAUGGCGGCCACCGUCAGGACUUUGUGCUGUUCGGUGUUGAGAAACUCCAGCAGGCAGUUCAGCACAACAUGCGGAGUACAGGCCGGAGAGAAAUGGAGGAAAGAACAUGGACUUUCUCGAAGCGGCACAGAAUAUGGACCUCUGACAGAUCUGCCUGACUGGUCGUUUGCAGACGGAAGACCAGCACCACCAAUGAAGGGCCAGGUGAGAAGAAAGCAAGAGAGGGAAGUUUUAGCAAGACGCAUCGUGAUGCUGAGCGCGGAGGUGGACAGAGGAAUAGAGACAUGGAAGGAAAAACAGGACGAGACCAAAAGAAUGGAGGAGCAUAAAAAGUCUCUUUUAUUCAAACCUAAAGGGAUGCUAUUAAUGAAGAAAAAAUCUAAAAGUUAGCACAGAUUAUCACCGUAAUCAUGUUGUAAUAUCCUUAUUCUAAAUAAUAUGUUGAUAUUCCGCCUAUUGGAUAUAUUUAUAAUUUGUUUUUCAGUAUUCAUGUACAUGGAUUUCUGAAAUAAAUACUUGUUCUCUUUUUGA